AUGUCCACUGCUCUCUCCAAGUCAUCUCCCAACCUACAAUCCACCGCUGAUGACCCUUCGUUCGAGUGGCAUACGAUCUCACCGGUAGAAGACAAAUUCUUCUCCAGGGCCGAACGAGCCGCCAACGUCCGAGAUGCAGAACCGUCAGGAUCCAACGUCGCAUGGGCAUCCCCAGCAUUUGUUCAUCGCGUCAUACCUGACACUCACAGCACUGACGGUAAUAGAAAGUUCGUCAUAAGGGAUGAAGAUUGUAUUUCUACUAAUGGGCCAAGUAAUUGUCCAUCUUUCGAUGUUUGUCCAGGAGGUCCAUGGGAAGUUUCCUUCUCGGCUAAUAGCGAUAGGAUGACACUUACCUUCAAUCCUCACACGGGCCUGGGCUGGGAGCGACCCAUAUGGAAAUCUAUAUUUAAAGGGUGUCCGGAUCAAGAGAUCUCACAGGUUGUUAUUGAGAGAAAUGGCCUAGCGAAUGAUGGUCAUAGUGGAUCGAGAUCUGAACCGAAGAUUACGGAUGCCGAUGAGGCAGUUGUCAAUGGUGUGAUAUACUAUAUCUGGGAUUCACCUAAUGUCGGACAAGCUAGUGAGGAUGACGGAUCUCAUAUGACUGAUGAGGAUGAAGAUAGUUGUUCCGAUGUAUCUGAGAAUGAUCAAAGUGAACGAGAUACACAAUCGGGUAAUAUUCCAAGCCGAUUUGAUACCUUCAGACGAUGGGCUGCAAUUGGGACUCUCGUGAGUGGUCUCAUCUCGACAUUAACGUAG
Messenger RNA from Kwoniella botswanensis, 756 nucleotides. RefSeq lists its product as uncharacterized. The transcript has a single exon. The record is from RefSeq and is a predicted model, not a curated record. Bases 1 to 756 code for a protein of 251 amino acids. Lineage: Eukaryota; Fungi; Basidiomycota; Tremellomycetes; Tremellales; Cryptococcaceae.